GCGGCGGCGGCGGCGGCGGCCUCCUCGGCCUCGGGUUCUGGGGGCCCUCGAGAGGAGCCCGAGACUCCGAUCCUGGCUUGGGACGAGUCCCAGCUCCGCAGCUAUAGCUUUCGGACCCAGCCCAUCCCACGCCUGAGCCAGAGCGAUCCUCGGGCGGAGGAGCUCAUCGAGAGUGAGGAGCCUGUGGUAUUGACUGACACAAACUUAGUGUAUCCUGCCCUGAAAUGGGACCUGGAUUAUCUACAAGAGAAUAUUGGCAAUGGAGAUUUCUCAGUGUAUAGUGCCAGUACCCACAAAUUCCUGUACUAUGAUGAGAAAAAGAUGGCUAACUUCCAAACUUUUAAACCAAGGUCCAACAGGGAAGAGAUGAAAUUCCAUGAGUUUGUAGAGAAGCUACAGGACAUACAGCAACGGGGCAGUGAAGAGAGGUUGUAUCUGCAGCAGACUCUCAAUGACACAGUAGGCAGGAAGAUUGUCAUGGACUUCUUGGGUUUUAACUGGAACUGGAUUAAUAAACAGCAGGGAAAGCGUGGCUGGGGGCAGCUGACCUCCAACCUGCUGCUCAUUGGCAUGGAAGGAAAUGUGACACCUGCUCACUAUGAUGAACAACAAAACUUCUUUGCUCAAAUUAAGGGCUAUAAGCGAUGCAUCCUGUUUCCUCCAGAUCAGUUUGAGUGCCUCUAUCCUUACCCUGUGCACCAUCCCUGUGAUAGGCAGAGUCAGGUGGAUUUUGACAAUCCUGACUAUGAGAGGUUCCCAAACUUCCAGAAUGUGGUUGGCUAUGAGACGGUGGUUGGCCCUGGUGAUGUUCUUUACAUCCCUAUGUACUGGUGGCAUCACAUAGAAUCAUUACUGAAUGGGGGAACCACCAUCACUGUGAACUUCUGGUACAAGGGGGCACCUACCCCUAAGAGGAUUGAAUAUCCUCUCAAGGCUCAUCAAAAAGUGGCCAUAAUGAGAAACAUUGAGAAGAUGCUGGGAGAGGCCCUAGGGAACCCACAAGAGGUGGGCCCCUUGUUGAACACGAUGAUCAAGGGUCGAUACAACUAGCCUGCCUGGAGGUUGAGGCCUCCUUCUGGGUGACUGCCAUCCCUCCCAUCCCAUCCCAUCUCGUCGUCCGGUCCACGCUGCUUCGUUGAUGAGGACUGGAAGAUCCAGAGUGAUAGUAAUUGCACGCAGCACUUAACAGACUGGGUUCCUGCCCCAGCCUCCCAGGGCAGGAGUGUGAGGUCAGGUGGGGGCAGUUCAGCAACCCACCCUCCUCUGCUCCCAUCUUGAGUGAUUUCUUCCUUUUCCACUUCUGUUCCUACUCACCUUCCCUCUUUGCCCCCAAGUCCUGCAUUCAUUGUGGAGUUCCAGCUUGUGUCAUUGUGUGUGUGUGUGUGUCUGUCUGUCUUUCUUUGUGUCCUUUCUCCCAGGCCCCUGAGGCUGUGAUGGUGCUCUUGUCACUUGGCAUGAUGUCCUACAGUCUCACUGCCAUUGUCUGGGUAAGGAAAGGAGCCAAGUCUACCUGGAUCAUGUUGACAUCUUUGAAGGGAGUUUGUGGACCUGAUGACUAGUCUCCCAGGCUCCUGGAACUUCUGAGUUUUUCAGCCUUUCUUGUCCCCAUUCUGGCUAGAUAAUCUGCCUGUACAUCAACAGUCUAGUCUGAUUUUUGUACAGCAUGGGUGUAUCUUGGGUUCCACAAGAAGGAAGGAGCUGUCUAGCUUGUGUGUGUACAUCUUUGUCCCCAUACUGUGGCCAGGAUCUGCCUACCAACAUACUUCCACAAUCUGACUGCCAAGACUGUGCUACAGGAGAAGGAGCUUCCUGGCCUGUGUGUGACUCUUCUGUUGGCCACACUGUGGCUGAAGUCUGUCUAUCAACGCUUCACGUGCUGACUUGGUUCACUUCCACUGGGUACUACUGCAGGGAAGUUGCUGCCUGGCCCACCAUGAUGAUUUUUAAUUUGGUUUUUAACCUAUUUAUAUUGGUUGGGCCGUGCUGCAACAAGCUUGAGGUUUAUUAGAUAGAGCCUCUGGGGCUCAGGAAUCCCCUUUCUAGCCCCCUUCCUUUGGGAUUCAGUUUCCUGGCUUUCUUGCUCCAAGCCAACUGCUCAUCCCCACCGAUAGUGGGGUCAGUGAUGGGAGCAGUUGAAUGGGGCCUAAGAGGUAAACUGGGGCUGCUCCCUUGGCCCUCACUUGGGGAGAUGAGCCAGAGCCCUUGCCAUCACUCCUAGUUCUGAAUGUACAGAUGCUCCAAACCUCUGAAAAGCACCCCCCCCUCCCCAGUCAAAGUAGCUGCAGCCACCAGGGAUGGGCCUUUCUUUGGUCCUCUUGAGUGACUUGAGGACUGCCCUCCUGCAGGAAGUCUCCCUGGAAGGAGUGAGGGAGGUGGGAGGAAAUGUGUUUUAUUUUUUCUUUUUUUUGCCAAAGGUUUAACUUCAGUGUCUGAGCAGUGGUUCUUGUUCCCAGAAGCUCAGCUUAUAAUGCACUGAUAGACUAGUGUAUGUAGGGGAGGGGGUGUUUACUUUUGUAAAUUCCCUGUGCUUUCUAUGCCUGCCCUGGUGUUCUCUCUGAUGGGAACAGGGUGUGUGUGAGUGUGGAAGACAUGGCACCUUCUCUAGUGUAGUUCUUUCAAUAACAACCAGUGUUGGGAAAUGACCUGAGUGCUAUGAUCUGUGUUUCUUUUUGGUCUCCCACCUGACCUGAGGGUUUGUAGUGAGAAAAAGGGCAAGGAAAGCCAAGCCUGGUGGAUAAACUCAGUCUUUCUCUUAUACCCUCAGUAGUAAGUCAGUAGCAACCCAUGCCAGGCCUCUCACAAGCCCCAGGGCAGGAGGCACAAAUAACUGGUUGUCAGGGCUGCUCAGUUUGGAUUUGAGGAUCUAGCUGAAGGCAUUUUAUAAAAUGCAACUGGGUUGGGAUCUGAGUGUUAUCCUCUUCCCAUCUCCUGGCUGGCUCUGCUCUGUUCCCUUGACAUUGCCAGGCCACAUUGACUCCAGAGAGUUUGAAUCUGGGCAGAUCCCCUUUCCGUCUCUUCCCCCCCCCUUCCCUUGCUUAGACGAAACACAUGCUGUGGAUGCCCCUGUCUAAACUCCUUGAUUGACACAAAGCGGUCCUCUUCAUGGUGUCUGCUAACUGAUCAUAUAAGGAAAUGGAAUGUAUAGAGUAGAAUUCUUGGUCAGUGUAAAUGUCACUUGUUAGGCCAGCAGGUGGGAACUCUGGUGUCUCACCUUCCACCACAGAUACAAAAAAAGUUAUGAUUAAUUAUGCAAAGUCAAAUAUUUGUUGGGGGCUCUGGAUUGGGGGUGGGUGGCUCUUCGCAAAAAUAGAGCAGAUGCCCAGGACGCCUUGGGGAGAUGCAGCUUCCCCUACAAAUCAGAGCUCUAAAUUACAAGGUUUUUACCAACGGGAACAGUUGGGGAAAGUCGUCUGCUCAUUUGCGUAAUGGUUUCUGUCACUGGUGAUUAGACACAGGAUGAAGGAAAAGAAAUUUGACAAUUAGGAAUGAGCGAUCAUUAAUCUGAAUCUGUUAGGAGACAGAGGGGAAGGAUCUCAUCGAUAAGCAAGAGUGACCCAGGUGCAGGCCUUGCCCCCCUGUGCAAGUGCUAACAGUUAAUAUACCUCCAAAGUGUAAGCUGGGCCCUUGUACUUAAGAACGCAAAGGAGGUGGGCAAGGGUCCAACUCUAGUAUGAGGGAGAUAUUUAGGUUACGAUUCCUGAUACAUGUUUACAUAGAAGUCAGAUGAGAAAUAUGAAACAGACUAAGCACCUAGCUCUGUAGGUAGUGGUUAAGUCUUUUCCUAGAUUUCGGAAUGCAGCUCUCCUUCAACCCUUUGCAUCCUAUUUCCCCUUUAUUGCCACUCAAUUUGUGAUUGUUAGCAUGGCCACGUUAAGCAUGUUAUCUCUUCAGACUGGUACCAGGUCUCUUCACUGUACUCAAGGCCAUCUGUGAUCUGGUGAGAGUGUGUUCUCAGUGCUAUCAAUGAUAACUGGCUAGGAGGUAUAGACAUACCAUGAUUGGGAAUGAGUCAUAGGGCAUAAAACCUAAGAGUAUAUAAUUUGCCUCA
Messenger RNA from Vombatus ursinus (common wombat), 4048 nucleotides. It is a transcript of the gene HIF1AN, whose product is annotated as hypoxia inducible factor 1 subunit alpha inhibitor. Gene Ontology annotation, cellular component: nucleus; cytoplasm. Gene Ontology annotation, biological process: negative regulation of Notch signaling pathway; peptidyl-aspartic acid hydroxylation. The transcript has 8 exons. Lineage: Eukaryota; Metazoa; Chordata; Mammalia; Diprotodontia; Vombatidae. The annotation marks the transcript as partial. Gene Ontology annotation, molecular function: ankyrin repeat binding; peptidyl-histidine dioxygenase activity; [protein]-asparagine 3-dioxygenase activity. The record is from RefSeq and is a predicted model, not a curated record.